CAGAAAGGUCGUGGGUGAGAGGUGAUUGGGACACAUCUUGUUGUCUUUGUAAGAGUGGAGCUCGAUCACGCAGCCGUGUCUUCCCUCUUCCCCGAAUCCUCUCAAAACUCCCUCCCGAACCUCCCGGACCUCCCCCUCUCACCCUCCGGACCCUCGGACCCUCUCCCCUCCCGCAGCGCGCGUCAGUUGAUCAUCCGUGACCAAAGAUCCAGAGCUCGUCUCAUUGAUAAUCAUGGACUCUGGUGUGAUUGAAGGAGGACUCAAUGUCACGCUCACCAUCAGACUGCUCAUGCAUGGCAAAGAAGUGGGCAGCAUCAUCGGAAAGAAAGGUGAAUCGGUGAAGAAGAUGCGAGAGGAGAGCGGCGCUCGGAUCAACAUCUCUGAGGGGAACUGCCCCGAGCGCAUCAUCACCCUCGCAGGCCCCACCACUGCCAUCUUCAAAGCCUUCUCCAUGAUCAUCGAGAAGCUGGAGGAGGACAUCAGCAGCUCCAUGUCCAACAGCACGGCCACCUCCAAGCCCCCGGUCACGCUGAGGAUCGUGGUGCCGGCCAGCCAGUGCGGGUCGCUCAUCGGCAAGGGCGGCUGCAAGAUCAAGGAGAUCAGGGAGUCCACAGGAGCUCAGGUACAGGUGGCUGGAGACAUGCUGCCCAACUCUACUGAGAGAGCCAUCACCAUCGCCGGGACCCCGCUGUCCAUCAUCGAGUGUGUCAAACAGAUCUGUGUGGUCAUGCUGGAGUCGCCUCCCAAAGGUGUGACCAUCCCGUACCGACCCAAACCCUCAGGAUCGCCUGUCAUUUUUGCAGGAGGACAGGUGAGUGUUUCAGUGCCGCCUGCAGCUGUAGUGUGUGUGUGUGAGAGAGAAAGAUCUGUUUCAUCUCAGACGUGUGUUUUGCAGGCAUACGCGGUGCAGGGACAACAUGCCAUUCCUCAGCCUGAUCUCACUAAACUCCAUCAGCUGGCGAUGCAGCAGAGUCCGUUUCCUCUGGCCCCCAGCAGCCAAGGCUUCACUGCUGGGAUGGACGCUACUGCACAGACAGGCUCUCAUGAACUGACCAUUCCUAAUGAUUUGAUUGGCUGCAUCAUUGGUCGCCAAGGUGCCAAGAUCAAUGAGAUUCGUCAGAUGUCAGGGGCACAGAUCAAGAUCGCCAAUCCAGUGGAGGGCUCGACCGACCGACAGGUCACCAUCACCGGCUCACCGGCCAGCAUCAGUCUGGCUGAGUACCUGAUCAACGCACGACUCUCAUCCGAGGCGACAGGAAUGGCCGCUAACUGAUGCUCUCCACCCCCCACCAGCCCUUUCUCCUCCUCCAUCACAUUACGCUCUCUAAGUGCAAAAGAAAACCAAGUAUUUUCAACCUCUCUUUUCCUUUCACCCACCCCAAGCUAUGCUUCAUGGAUAUACACAAGUAUUUUAUUUAUUUAUUUCAUGAAAAUGUUUUUAAAAUCCCUUUGCGUACAGUUUUUAAUGUCUAUUUUUCUUUGCAUAUUUUGUCAGUUAACAUAACCGUAUGGAAGUGACAGUGGAGAAAGUGGAAAAAUCUGAAAACGCAUAAAUGUUUUUGUUAUCUCAGAUUUUUCUUAUAAAAACAGAAAAAAAUAAAAAAGAGAGCAACUACAAAUAAUAGAUUGACCGCUUUCCCUGUAUCAAACAUUUAUUUAUUUUAAUUUAACUCUAGGAAUUUACUGAUUUUAAAAUCCUAGAAAUGAGCUUUAGAGAAGAAGCUCUGUUUUCUGCAUCAGAUCGAUGCGAGUCUGAGCUGUUUCAGGUGACACCUUUUUUCUUUUCUUUUUUUUUUUUUGAUUUGUCAUUCCUCAAUAUUUGUCUUUUUUUUUCUUUCUUUAUCCUGAAGUUGGAGAUUUUGUUAGAGGGAGGUAUGGGAGAUGCUGCAGUUUCUGCAUAAAUGACAUUACUGCUAUAAUAAUGAGUUGGAAAUAUUUUUUAGAGAGAAAUAUUUUUUUUUUUUUUUUUUUCACCCUGUGGUGUAGAGCCCAGACUGGAGGAUUCCCAAUCGACAUUUAUAUGAUGAUGCGACUGAGUUACUGAUCAAUUACAUGACUAGAAGGAACUUUCUAGAAUUAACACUAGUUUCCUCUCUGCUCUGCUUGAGUAAUAGUUAUGUUUUCUAUUUUAUUAUUAUAUUUUUUUUGUUUUCUUUUUUUUUGUUGUUGUUUUUUUUCUUGCAGGAGGAAGGAAAACCUAAAACCUUUUUGUGCACGUUUUCAAAAUAUUGUAGAUUUGGAGUGCAGCUGGAAUGAAGAAUUAAACAUGCAAAAUUAAAACAUGAGAUGCUGAACCUA
Molecule: messenger RNA, 2298 nt
Organism: Carassius gibelio (silver crucian carp)
Lineage: Eukaryota; Metazoa; Chordata; Actinopteri; Cypriniformes; Cyprinidae
Gene: pcbp2
Product: poly(rC) binding protein 2
Exons: 11
Coding region: 233-1273 (346 amino acids)
Biological process (GO): regulation of RNA metabolic process; regulation of gene expression
Cellular component (GO): nucleus; cytoplasm; nucleoplasm
Molecular function (GO): single-stranded DNA binding; mRNA binding
Source: RefSeq, a predicted model, not a curated record